Molecule: messenger RNA, 586 nt
Organism: Helianthus annuus (common sunflower)
Lineage: Eukaryota; Viridiplantae; Streptophyta; Magnoliopsida; Asterales; Asteraceae
Product: FCS-Like Zinc finger 17-like
Exons: 2
Coding region: 54-431 (125 amino acids)
Source: RefSeq, a predicted model, not a curated record
AUAUACUAAUAUCUCUCUUUGAAGUUGAAGAAGUAAGAUCUCCUUCCAUAAGCAUGGCCAAAUACUUCAAAGUGGAGACAGUUUCAAUGGAAUCAAAAGCUGUUGGUUUAAAGAUUCUUACCACCAAAGCUCACACUCAUUCCAAACCCAUUUUCCAAAGGAAUCAAAUUCUAUCUCAUCAUCCACCCCCACCUUGUUUUCUCAAAUCUUGUUUUCUUUGUCACAAGCACCUUCCCCUUAACAAAGAGGUUUAUAUGUACAGAGGGAAUCAAGGCUUCUGCAGCGAAGAGUGCAGGAGCAGACAGAUAUACAUAGAUGAUGUAGCACAACUUGAGAUAUCCACCAAGAAAAUGAUACGCCAAUCUCGCCGAUGUAACAAUCCGCACCCUUGCCCUCGGAAAAACUCCAUGGCUUCUCCUAUAUUUUCAUAACCACUGAUUGGUAUUUUUCAUAUCCAAUUUUGUGGAAUGUUACUUUUGUUGACAAAGACUAAAGAUAUAUGUAGCAUAUUUUUGGAUUGUAGUUGCUAGUCGCUAGAUAGAUGUUAAUAAGUAUUGGAUGGCCGGGUGAAAACAAUUUCAACCCA